AUGUACAUUAAGCUUAUUCGAACUACUCGCCCAGAACGAAGUUCUAGCUCCAUUAUGUCGAUGUAUAAGACGAUCUGGCUGUCCAAGAAGAGAAAACAUGGCAAAUCGAUACGCUUCCGAUUAAUUUCAGACUUUGGAGGCUGUCCAAAUUUGGUUUUAAAAAUUGGACCAACCGGUAGGCGUUCGUGA
Molecule: messenger RNA, 189 nt
Organism: Botrytis fragariae
Lineage: Eukaryota; Fungi; Ascomycota; Leotiomycetes; Helotiales; Sclerotiniaceae
Exons: 2
Coding region: 1-189 (62 amino acids)
Source: RefSeq, a predicted model, not a curated record